UGCACUACGUCGACGACUGACACAUCCGCGGACGACCCGAAUGGAAGCGUAGCCCGACAUGAUACUGGGCAGGAGGGGAGAAAAAUAGAGAGAUUGAAAAAAAGAUUCGUUUCCUCCCUACUCGCUCCCACCAACGCAGACAUCAGACAUCAGAGAGCGAGAGACAACGGUUGUAUGAAGCGGGAGAGAGAACAUGCUCGCGCUUGAGUUGGCAAAGACGCCCGUCAGCGAGGCCAUCGGCGCCGAGGCCGUCGCCCGAGCGCUGGGCGAGGCGCCAUUUGUCGUCGCAGACGGCAGCCUGAACCUGCGCAGCCUCUACUCGGACCUGACGAGCGCACACGUGGGCACGCGGGCCAAGCGCAUCUACCGCUCUGGCGCACUCGCCAUCGAUCGCGAGACGGCCACCGACCGCCUCGCCCUUGUCACCAUCGUCGAUCUGCGGUCCGACAAGGAGAGACAAGCCAGUCCGUCGCCGGCGUGGACGGCGGAGGACCAAAACCUGGUGCGGACCUACUGGGAUGCGCCCAAUGUAACGCCCUGCAGCUUUAUGCAGAAAGGCGAAGACGAGAAGCGACAGGACAAGGAGGAGCAGGACAAGGAACAGCAGGCCAAGGCCAUCAAGAAUGGCAUCGUGACGGAAUCCUACCUGCGCAUCCUCGCCACGCACGGCAGCGCCCUCGCGUCACUCGUCCGGAGCGUGGCGCAGCUCCAGGACGGCCAGGGCCUGCUCCUGCACUGCACCGCCGGCAAGGACCGAACCGGCGUGGCCACGGCGCUGCUCCUCUCGCUCGCCGGCUGUACGCGGGCGCAGAUUGCCGACGAGUACAGCCUGUCGCGCGUCGGUGUCGAGCCGGCCAGGGCGCUGCUGCUCCAGAAGCUCAAGGCGCAGCUGCCGCACCUCGACGAGGACGACGAGCGCUUCAUCGCACUGGCCGAGUCGCGCGCCGAGGCCAUGGACGACUUCUUGGGCGUCGUCGAGCGCAGGCUGGGCGGCUUCCGUCGCUACUGCAGCGAGCAGCUGGGCCUGAGCGACGGCGAGAUCGACGCCGCCAUCGCGUCGCUCAAGGCCGCGUGACGUGCGUGACUCGGCGCCCGUGCGCGCCCGCCCGCGCGCGCGCCCACACAUCGGUUCCCCCCACCUGUAGUAUUUUUAGC
Molecule: messenger RNA, 1155 nt
Organism: Acaromyces ingoldii
Lineage: Eukaryota; Fungi; Basidiomycota; Exobasidiomycetes; Exobasidiales; Cryptobasidiaceae
Exons: 1
Coding region: 194-1075 (293 amino acids)
Biological process (GO): dephosphorylation
Molecular function (GO): phosphoprotein phosphatase activity
Source: RefSeq, a predicted model, not a curated record